Fusarium keratoplasticum is the source of this 408-nucleotide messenger RNA. RefSeq lists its product as uncharacterized. Bases 1 to 408 code for a protein of 135 amino acids. The record is from RefSeq and is a predicted model, not a curated record. NCBI's taxonomy places the organism in Eukaryota, Fungi, Ascomycota, Sordariomycetes, Hypocreales, Nectriaceae. The transcript has a single exon.
AUGCAGAGGUUCGGCACUCGCGUGUUGCACUGUACCGCGGAGCUAGCUCGGAGCAACAACAAUGCCUGCAAGAGGGUGCUGGGAGUUGUCAACUCGGCUGGUCCACAGACUACUUCUCAACCUAAAAGAACACCCUCUCGCAGCAGGCCCAAGAAGAAGGCCAAAACAAAGUCCUACCAGUGGGAAGCGCCCAAGAGCUAUGGCGAGCUCAAACCAGAAGUUCUGAACCCACAACCGGGCGACAUUUUUGCCUGCUGGCAAAAAGCCCAAGGGUUUCUACCCCGUCAUGAUUGUUCCCUGGGGGGUUUUGAGCGCUUCAAAUUUGUCCACACCCUCCAACGCACGGGUCUUGAUGAGGAGAUCCCCGACUGCUACGCUCAGGCCCAGAAGACCGAUACGAGACCCUGA